Oncorhynchus kisutch (coho salmon) is the source of this 4265-nucleotide messenger RNA. RefSeq names its product endonuclease domain-containing 1 protein. The transcript has 4 exons. Lineage: Eukaryota; Metazoa; Chordata; Actinopteri; Salmoniformes; Salmonidae. The coding region runs from base 669 to 1553 and encodes 294 amino acids. The record is from RefSeq and is a predicted model, not a curated record. Gene Ontology annotation, molecular function: metal ion binding; hydrolase activity; nucleic acid binding.
AAGAAGAAGACACUUUCCCUUCAUCGGAUCGUUGUUUACAUCAAACGGAGAGUUACAGAGGAAGUAUCUUUUAUAAGGUUGAAUGAAAUGGAUUGUAAUCUUAUUGCUACGUCUGUGAAGUUGUAAGAAGAAUGGAAAAGCGAAUUGAAAACAUUAUACAGUUCUAUCUCUGCAGUCAUCUACCUAUGAUGCCCGUAGUAUUGGUUUGGUAUCGGUAACUACCGGUACAAUCAGCGGCCACUUGUCUGCAUUUUCAAUACUAUUUUUUACAAUCGUAUCUAUUUUAAUGCAUACUAUCUCUUAUAUUCGUGCUUUGUUGUAUGUUGUAAGACGUCUGUCAACACCUCAUUUGGCCGCCUCUCGUUCCAGUACUCUGCUGCCUGUGACUGGAACGAAUUGCAAAAAUCGCUGAAGUUGGAGACUUUUUUCUCCCUCACCAACUUCAAACAUCAGCUAUCUGAGCAGCUAACCGAUCGCUGCAGCUGUACAUAGUCUAUUGGUAUGAACCCUUGGACAAACAGGUACCUCCUGCCUCAUGUUCGGCCCCUGUCCCUGGUGAUCUACCCCAGGCCCUCUUGUAUCCACCCCAGGCUUCUGAACUUGCCCCAGUGGGGCGAAGACCAGCAGAAGAGGGUGAACUCCUUCCUGUCUCCAAGUUCUGCCUCUGAAUGUGCUGGGUGGAUAAGUUCAGUGAUGUUCCACAGUGCAAGACGUUCUACCUGAAGAAGACAACUCCAAAUCUCCCAGGUAUUUUGGUUGGUGGGACAGUCCAGGACCAGAACCGCUACAAGCCGAUCUGCCAGUUGUUCAACAACACCUACAGGUUUGCAACUCUCUACGACACGACCAACAGGAUCCCUGUGUUCUCAGCCUACACCUUCACUGGUUCUCCUACAGACCCCAGACCAAGUCAGUCCUGGAUGAUAGAGCCUCAGCUCGAAGAUGAAAUGGAGGUGGAAAAUGCAGCUGUCACACACCAGGCUGCGGAUGCAGACUACAAAAAUAAAAACCUGACUCUGGUCAGAGGUCAACUAUUCCCAAAUUCCCAAGCAUCUGAUAAUGAUACCUGGAUUUCCACUUUCACCCUGACAAACUCCGUUCCCCAGGACUCCACCUUCAAGGACAGAUGGAAGACAAUGGAGCACAACGUCAAAAAUAUUAUUGAGACGGACUGUAUUAAUAACAACGGGAAUAUAGAAGCCUAUGUAGUGACUGGAGCAGUUCCCAGUGACAACAGCAACAACACACUGAACAACAGAGUGAACAUCCCAGAUCUCCUGUGGACAGCCUACUGCUGUUACAACAACAAGCUGAGAAAGUGGGUGGCCCGAGCACACUGGGGUAAUAACAGAAAUGAUUCAACAGUGACCCCAGUAAACUUGGAAGCACUCGAAAAGGUGUUGAAAAAGAAAAAGAGUGGUCAUGUCCAGGUGUUCCCAAAGAAUUGUCCAAGACGUCAUGAACUACCCCCUACCCCUACUCCCUACCACCAACCCCUACUCCCUACCACCAACCCCUACCCCCUACCACUAACCCCUACUCCCUACCACUAACCCCUACCCCUAACCCUACCACUACCCCCUACCACUACCCCCUAACCCUACCCCCUACUCCCUACCACUAACCCCUACCCCCUAACACUAACCCCUAACCCUACCCCCUACCACUAACCCCUACCCCCUAACCCUACCACUAACCCCUACCCCUAACCCCUACUCCCUACCACUAACCCCUACCCCUACCCCCUACCACUAACCCCUACCACUAACCCCUACCCCUAACCCUACCACUAACCCCUACUACUCACCCCUACCCCCUAACCCUACCACUAACCCCUACCACUAACCCCUAACCACUAACCCUACCACUAACCCCUAACCCUACCACUACCCCCUACUCCCUACCACUACCCCCUACUCCCUACCACUAACCCCUACCCCUACCCCCUACUCCCUACCACUACCCCCUACUCCCUACCACUAACCCCUACUCCCUACCACUACCCCCUACCACUAACCCCUACCCCUACCACUACCCCCUACUCCCUACCACUAACCCCUAACCCUACCACUACCCCCUACUCCCUACCACUAACCCCUAACCCUACCACUACCCCCUACUCCCUACCACUAACCCUACCACUACCCCCUACUCCCUACCACUACCCCCUACUACUAACCCCUAACCCUACCACUACCCCCUACUCCCUACCACUACCCCCUACCACAAAGCCCUAACCCCCCAGAUCAGUGUUUAAAAGUUGAUACUCCGACAGCGCUUCCCCUCAAGGAUGGGGGGGAUGAACAUGAUUAUUGUGUCUAUGAUGAAGACUGUGUCUGUUCCUCUGUGGGGGUCAAAGGUUAUUACAGUGCCUUGCGAAAGUAUUCGGCCCCCUUGAACCUUGCGACCUUUUACCACAUUUCAGGCUUCAAACAUAAAGAUAGAAAAAAAAUAUGUUUUGUGAAGAAUCAACAACAAUCAUGAAGUGGAACGACAUUUAUUGGAUAUUUCAAACUUUUAACAAAUCAAAAACUGAAAAAUUGGGCGUGCAAAAUUAUUCAUUAUUAUUAUUCUAUGUAGUUUUAAUGUACUGAACGUUCUCUGUAGUUUUAAUGUACUGAACGUUCUAUUUAGUUUUAAUGUACUGAACGUUCUCUGUAGUUUUAAUGUACUGAACGUUCUAUUUAGUUUUAAUGUACUGAACGUUCUAUUUAGUUUUAAUGUACUGAACGUUCUAUUUAGUUUUAAUGUACUGAACGUUCUAUUUAGUUAAUGUACUGAACGUUCUAUUUAGUUUUAAUGUACUGAACGUUCUCUGUAGUUUUAAUGUACUGAACGUUCUAUUUAGUUUUAAUGUACUGAACGUUCUAUUUAGUUUUAAUGUACUGAACGUUCUAUUUAGUUUUAAUGUACUGAACGUUCUAUUUAGUUUUAAUGUACUGAACGUUCUAUUUAGUUUUAAUGUACUGAACGCAGCCCUGCAUUGUCCGCCUGGUUUCAGUUUAAACUUCCACUGUCACAUGCUUUACUAUAUAAAUCACAUUGUAAUAAAGUAUUUGCAGGUUGACAAUAAAUAGAAUCGGGCCGUGCAGAAUGCUGUGUUGACUAGUGGGCUAGUUCGUCUACGUGUUUGACAUGGGCAGGAGCAGCCCUGCGAGCCGAGGGUGAGAGAAUGACAUGUUCCUUAUUUCAUAUUGUUUCCAUUCCCUUUUCACCAAGUUUAGAAUGAUUAACUAAUAGAAAACAGAAGUGGAAGACUAUUGCAAACACUGAUCCAGAUUACUUUAUAUUCACCACAAGAGGUCGAGAAGAGAGAGAGACAUCCAACAGACCAUUUAAUUCAAAGUAGCGUUUUAUAAACAUGACAAAAUUCAUUAAUUUCUCCUGUCUAUACAGAAAUCAAUAAAAUCAUUGAAAAUAUGUUAGCACACCAGCCAGCAUCAUUUGGCCACAGAUGAUCAUUCUUUAAUUUAUAAAACAUCAGACGUGGAUCAUUUUAAAUCACAGCUUUCAGUUAGAAGGGUCUCAGUUUGUUCGGAAAAUACAAAACAUAGAUGAUUGUUGCAUAGCGACUGUCAGUAAAAAACAGCUAAAACAGGACCAGACAUGUCAUAAUAUUUCACAAUACAAUCAUGGGAAAACAUAGUUUGGAAAGAAAAUGGCUGUUGGUGUAAAGAGAAGACAAUGAAAAUACUCAUCAGUCUUUUAGUGAUCAAAAUUCUCAAUUUGAGUGAAUAGUAGGUUAUUUUAUUGUCCCCAGUAGACAUCAUCAUCCAUAUCCCUGGUGAUGCGCCGGGCGCAUAUUCCAACAGUACCGUCGGGAUCAGGGCCAGCCCUCCCAUUAGACCGUCGCCUGUGGCAGCACCUGAAUUUGAGGCGAUAUUUUGACAAUUGUCUGCCGCCCUCCGUCGCCCCUGUUCGGUCACUACCCCGCCCGCGGCGCCCAGCCACCAGCUCAUAGUGUUGCUACAGUUCCCUCCCCCACCCCAUUCCCCCUUCACUCACACUAUCCUUGGUAGGAAUGGUGAUGUCUGUCUUUAUAUGGGAUUAUCCAAUUGUGAAAUAUGAAUAAAUUAAUCUGCAAAAUAAAUGAUUGUAUUUUGUUUAAGUGUGUUAAGUGUGUUUGUGAGGAAGACGAUUAGUGAUUAAGGCAGUAGCCUAAUUUAAUACGUGUUAUGUACACAUUCUGCCCUUGAGUUGCGUUCCCAUGCAAAACUAGACAGAUAGCCAACAACUAAGUCUUCAAUAAAACUCCCAAAUCGUGA